AUGACAAGCUCUAAAGACUAUAAUGGAGCCAAGCUCCACGUGGUAAUGUUUCCAUGGUUAGCCUUUGGCCAUAUGUUUCCACACUUGGAGCUCUCAAGGCUCAUUGCUCAAAAGGGUCACACCGUCUCUUUCAUCUCCACACCUCACAACAUCGACCGCCUCCUCCCACGGUUGCCGGAGAAUCUCCUCCGCCAUCAAUUUCGUCAAAUCCCACUUCUUCCCAACAACAAACUCCCGGAGGACUGCGAAGCCACCACCGACGUUCCUCUCCAUCUUGUACCUUAUCUGAAAAUCGCCAUGGACGGAAUGCAAACCCCGGUGACGGAGUUUCUUGAAUCUUCCAAACCAGAUUGGAUUCUUCAGGAUUUCGUGCCUCAUUGGCUUCCCUCGGUUUCUCGCCGCCUCGGAUGUAAAACUGGAUUCUUGAGCGCUUUUAGCUCCGCGACUUUAGCGACUCUGAAACCGCCGGGAUUCGAUGAGGAGUACCGUACGUCGCCGGCAGAUUUUCUUACGCCGCCUAAGUGGGUCCCAUUCGAAACUACCGUAGCUUACAAGCUUUACGAGUGCCGGAACUUAUUCAAAGGUUUCAUGGCGGAGACCUUCGAAGGGAAUAUCCCCGACGUGGACCGUAUGGCCGGCGUACAACGGUUGUGA
Molecule: messenger RNA, 654 nt
Organism: Microthlaspi erraticum
Lineage: Eukaryota; Viridiplantae; Streptophyta; Magnoliopsida; Brassicales; Brassicaceae
Source: the annotation of a GenBank genome assembly